AUGGUUGUUCAUAAUCCAAAUAACUGGUACGUAAAACACGUUGUACUCCUUGAUCUGGAUAGGAUAUUAACCUGCUUAGGCACUGGGUAGACAAAAACUGCCUCCAAUGGUCAAAAGACUAUUUUAAUAAAAAUAUAUCCAAUACAACAUACGGAUCAGAAACCAUAAAAUAUAUAAUCCCUUCAAUUGACAUUAGUGGAGAUUGUGACGUUACUCAAAGAAAAGGGAAAGUUUUAUGCAUUUAUGAUAUGAAAUUACAAUUUACAAUCAAUGGAGAAGCCCAAGAUGAUAAAGUUACAGGGAACAUUAUCCUUCCUGAAUUUAUUCACGAUCAAGAUGAAGAUGAAUAUAUAUUUGAAAUAAAUGUCGAUGAUGGAAAUCGAGAAAAAGAAAUUAAAACUUUGGUUAUACCUGUUUUGAAAGAGAAAUUGAUGAAAUUUCAAUCUGAUUUAUUGGAAACUCAUGCGAAGGAUGUUCAACAUCAGACAAAUUGA
Molecule: messenger RNA, 494 nt
Organism: Insectozyma verbasci
Lineage: Eukaryota; Fungi; Ascomycota; Pichiomycetes; Serinales; Debaryomycetaceae
Source: the annotation of a GenBank genome assembly